Messenger RNA from Endocarpon pusillum Z07020, 3645 nucleotides. RefSeq lists its product as uncharacterized. The coding region runs from base 1 to 3645 and encodes 1214 amino acids. Lineage: Eukaryota; Fungi; Ascomycota; Eurotiomycetes; Verrucariales; Verrucariaceae. The record is from RefSeq and is a predicted model, not a curated record. The transcript is spliced from 3 exons. Gene Ontology annotation, molecular function: ATP binding; ATP-dependent chromatin remodeler activity. Gene Ontology annotation, cellular component: cytoplasm.
AUGGCGGAUGCUAGGAUCAAACCAGAACCUUCGCUCCAAAAUGUCCAAGAUGACAUCGAAAUGUACCAAGUGCUUCUUAAGAGCUUGUACGACUCCGCCGAUCCCGACGAAACACUGAAAGCAGAAUAUGAAGAGAGGCUAGCAAAUCUGCAGGAAGAACUUGAGAAAUUACAACCUAUGCCAAAGUGGGAUGCCAUGUCUUCCGAUACAAGUAGCCAGCAGGGUGAAACCGACGCAAUGAGUCAGUCGACUGCAUAUAUCAAAGAUGAUCUCUCAAGCACAACAUCCGAUCACAACCCAGAUGAUCCUCAAGUGAAGCACGAAUCAUUUCAGAACCCAGGUACUGAAAGUGCAUACGUCAGAAGGGAAACUGGCAGGAAUUAUGGGCUUGCGGGAGAUAUCGUGUCAGGGUCACCAUUCAAUCGUUCUCAGCCAAACCCUACGCUACCAAAUCGCAAACGUCCAUAUUCGGGAGAAUAUAACUAUCCAUACUCAAAAUCGAUGCGAGCUUCACCUAGCCCGGCCGUGUCGGCAGCCUCAACUCCCCAUUCCACAGGAUCAGAGUUUGAUGAUAUGAUGAGCAACCUACUAGGUGCAGAAGUCAAGCAAGAAUACAGAGACUAUGAAAGAGAACAACAAGAAUGGGAUGCCCGUCAAGAGCAGGAGAGGCGUGAUGCAGAAUUAGCUCGCUCCAUUCAGGAGUCUUGGAAUUCUCCCAUUGUCUACUCAAAACCUCAAACGAUGUCUACGUUCCAAACCUCAUUGGGAUCCAGUAGUGGCUCGAUGCUGAUGAUGCCUCCUCCAUCCGUACCUAAACUCAAGGCAGAAACCUCGACACCGAACACCCACAACAGUAUGACGAACGAGCAGAUUCCCUACAUGCCGGGCUCCUUUCAUGACACGAUCUCCCAUUACGGCGAAGACAGUAGCAGUAGCAGUGAUCUUGAAGAGAUUCCACCAAGCUCAUUUGUGCCCCGGGUGAAGCCUGAGCUAACAUCCUCUUCAUAUUAUCAACCUUGGAACGACUCUCAAAGCAUGUUCAUUCCUCAGUCUCCUGGUGCUAACGUCUACAAUGCUUGGCCUGGCUCUGAGGCCUCUGCUGGUCAUGGCGUGUACCAAGGAUUUGGAGGUUUGCAGAAAUUAACUGGAGGUACCAGUUAUAACGACCUCCUGGGCGCAACUUCAAGUUACGUGUCUUCCAUCUAUAAAAACACAGAGGACAGUUUAUCAGGUGGAUACAGUGGCACCUCAAAGGUCCUUGACCCUGUCUACAACGAUCCGACCAAGACGCAUGAAGAGCUAAAAAGCCUACUAGCCAACAUCAGACCUGACGAAGAGGUUCACCCCGCAAAUCGUGAAGGAACGCCGGAAGCGAUGAAAUGCACGUUGAUGGAGCAUCAAAAGCUGGGAUUGACUUGGAUGAAGAACAUGGAAGAAGCAUCAACGAACGGUGGCAUUCUUGCAGAUGACAUGGGCCUCGGAAAGACAGUCCAGGCAUUGGCAUUGAUUGUCUCUAGGAAGUCAGAAAAUCCCGCCUGCAAGUCGACCUUGAUCGUGGCACCUGUUGCACUUAUGGGUCAAUGGGCUCGAGAAAUUUCGAAAUUGUUAAAGCGUGGCAAGCACUCCUUGACCGUAGAGACCCUCCAUGCAAACACAAGAGAUCUACAAUGGGCAAAGCUGCGGGAAAAAGAUGUGGUCCUCACCACAUAUGGAACCCUAGCCUCAGAGAUUAAACGAAAACACGCCUGGGAAGAAAAAUUGAAACGAGUCCCAAAUGCGAAACCUUCUGGCCGGGGUGAGCAUAUUCCCUUGCUUGGGGAGAAGUCAAAAUGGUACAGAGUUAUUCUUGACGAAGCGCAAUGGAUCAAGAACAAGGCCACCAAGGCAGCGAUCGCUGCUUGCUAUCUUCAAGCUGAGUAUCGGUGGUGCUUGACCGGCACUCCGAUGCAGAAUUCUGUUGACGAGCUUUACAGCCUCAUUCGAUUUUUGAGAAUCGCUCCGUACAACUCGUUCGAGAAGUUCAACCGAGACUUUUCUCGGCCUCUCAAGGCCAAAUCGUCCUACGCGGAGUCCAAGGAGAAUGCAAUGCAGCAGCUUCAAGCGCUGUGUAAAGCCAUAAUGCUGCGGAGAACUAAAAAUUCUAAGAUCGACGGUCAGCCGAUCCUCCAGCUCCCGGAAAAGACCAUCGAACAACAGCAAGCUGUCUUCAGCAAGGACGAGCAAGAAUUUUACCAAGCACUUGAGAGCAAGGCCAAGAUCACAUUCAACAAGUAUCUCAAAGCCGGUACAGUGGGACGGAAUUACUCUAACGCCCUGGUACUUUUGCUUCGACUGCGCCAAGCUUGCUGUCAUCCUCACCUGAUCAAGGAUUUGGAGAUGGAAACAGGUGCCGGUCCGGACAACAUCGACAAGUUGGCGAAUGCGGAAACGUUACCUGCUGAUGUAGUGGAACGCAUCAAGCAGGUCGAAGCAUUUGAAUGCCCCAUAUGCUUUGACGCAGCGAUCAAUUCCCUCAUCUUCAAUCCAUGCGGUCAUCCUAGUUGCAAUGAGUGCUUUGACAGACUGGCUACUCAGGCGCAUGCCAACUCAGACAAUGAAAAUGGCUCUAAUAUACUUUGUCCUAGCUGCAGAGGCAAAGUGGACCCAUCCAAGCUGACCGAUAUGAAGUCUUUCAAAAAGGCAUUUGGUCCGGAUUUGGUAGGUGAAGGGGACGACGAAGAAGUCCAUGAGCGUCAGACCGAGGAUGGAGAGGAUGAUGUCGAAAGCGACACCUUUUCUGAUAGCGACGAAAGCGACGACGAUAUUGAUGACGAUGGCGACCUUGCAGGCUUCGUGGUUCCUGAUGAUGAGAUCGAAUUUGAUAGUGGUGGGGAAAACGACAGCAAAGAGAACGGUAAAGGUAAGAACUCCUUCGGACAACUACCGACCAAGGAACAUGAAACGGAAGGGCCAUGUUCUGGUAAACAAGGACCGCGACAACGCAAGCGCAAAGGGAAGGGCAAAGCAUCACCCACCAAGCAUCUGUCGUUGGCACAGCUGCGCAUAGAAGGUCUCAAAAACAAGGCAGCCAAGAAGAGGUAUCUAAGAAGGCUGGAGAAGAACUUUCAGACAUCUGCAAAGAUUGAAAAGGCUGUUGAGCUGCUUGAUGCGAUCGGAGGCCGGGGCACAAACGAGAAGACCAUCGUCUUUUCGCAAUUCACAAGCUUGCUAGAUCUGCUUGAGGUGCCAUUGUCCCGAAAGGAUAUACAAUACAAACGUUAUGACGGCAGUAUGAAGCGAAAUGAUAGAGAGGAGGCAGUCAUGGCAUUCACGGAUGACCCUCGCUACACGGUCAUGCUUGUUUCAUUGAAAGCUGGCAACUCCGGUCUCAAUCUGACCGCCGCUUCCCAGGUCAUCAUCUUUGACCCUCAUUGGAAUUGGUAUACCGAGGCUCAAGCUAUCGAUCGCGCCUAUCGAAUCGGUCAAAUGCGAUCCGUCCAGGUUCACCGCCUGCUCGUCCCGGACACGGUCGAAGACCGCAUUCUCGCCUUACAAGAAAAGAAGAAAGAGCUAAUCGAAACCGCGCUGGACGAAAAUGCAGCCAGGAACGUGAGCAGGUUAGGAGUAAGGGAAUUAGGUUACCUUUUCGGCGUCAACUCUUUGUAA